Messenger RNA from Carassius gibelio (silver crucian carp), 1427 nucleotides. RefSeq names its product N-terminal asparagine amidase (gene ntan1). Lineage: Eukaryota; Metazoa; Chordata; Actinopteri; Cypriniformes; Cyprinidae. The record is from RefSeq and is a predicted model, not a curated record. Bases 122 to 1036 code for a protein of 304 amino acids. The transcript is spliced from 10 exons. Gene Ontology annotation, biological process: ubiquitin-dependent protein catabolic process. Gene Ontology annotation, molecular function: protein-N-terminal asparagine amidohydrolase activity. Gene Ontology annotation, cellular component: nucleus.
UGAGCUAUGACGUGCGCGCAAAGCGGAAGAGAACGCGGCAGUGUGAUGAGGAGAAUCACACAUGAAAGAGUUAUCAUUAAUGAUCCGACUUUAAUGAAAUGAUCAGAUUUAAUCUGUCAGGAUGCCGCUGUUUACUCAGAAUAAGCGAAUAGAGCGCGUGAACUCAACCGCGGAGCUCUUCAGCAAAUACCCGCAGCUGAAGGAAAGUGCGAAGCAGUUUGUGUCCAGAAGUCCAGAGGCUGUGGACACUAAACAGCUCCUGUACAUCCAGCAGCGGGAGUUUGCAGCGACCACACCAGCGGACAAUUCAGUCUCUAUCCUGGGAUCCGAUGACGCUACAACAUGCCACUUAGUGGUGCUUCGACACACAGGCAGCGGAGCGACGUGUCUGGCUCACUGUGAUGGCUCCAGCACAUGGACUGAAGUUCCUCUGAUCGUCAAUGCUGUCACUUCUAGAAGCAGUCCAGUGAAAGAGGGCAGACUAGAGCUGCAUCUGGUCGGUGGUUUUGAUGAUGACCGAAGGACCUCACACUCACUCAGCCUUAGUAUUCUGGCUGCCUUUCAGAAGCAGAAGGAAGAGAUUCACCUGGAGACGUGCUGCAUCACAGACAUGAAUGACGUCAUCAAAGACGGGAUUCAUCGGCCCGUGGUGUAUGGGAUAGGUGUGAACGUUAAAACUGGUCACGUGUUUCCAGCUUCGUUCUCCUGUCGAGGACCAGCCGAGGAGCUCCGAUCCGCUCGCUCCUUCUCUGGUGGACAGAUGGUGGAAGUGUAUGACUCCAGCAGAGAGCUGGUGAAGAUCGACCCGUGCAGAUGGACACCAAACAAAGACAUGUCCUUCUGGCUGUCCCAAGAUGAUGAAACUAUCCUACAGUAUUUGUCCACGUCUCCGCAUGCAGAGCCUCCUCACUUCGUGCAUCACAUCAAAUCCACCAUCCGGUUUCUUCUGGACCAUCCGACCGCAGAUGGGCUGUUUCCAGCCGGUCAGCCGCAGCUGUACCGCCGCGCCGAGGACGGCCGCUGGAAGAGAGCCUAAACGCUGACCUCUGACCCCCACUGUAACCCAACUAAAGGCCUUCGACGUCUGCUGUUUAAAGUAGAAGCUCCUUUACACUGAUCUGAACCGAAACAGUGUCUAAAGAGUGACUUCUGCUCCGAGUGAAAUAUCGGAUUAUGGCUUUCAUGAACACAUAGAAACAAGAGUCUAUGAACUAUUUCUUAUUUUUGUUUCAUAUUUGUUAUGUAUGUCAAUGCGAUUGUGUAUAUGGAUCAUAAAAUGUGUUCUUUUAUUUUCAAGAUGUUUUUUUUUUCCCUAACAUCUAGCUGCAUCUUAUUUGCUCACCAAACAUUCAUUCUGGAAACCGUAAAUAAAGUUGUGAUUCUUGGACUAGGAAUGAGAGAAUAAAAAUUCUGUUUGUCAGUGGAAA